UCCUUUCCACUCUUUAUCUAAAUCUGUUAUACUUUCAUGUAUUAAAAGCCUUUAAUUUUCUGAUUCUGAUAAUUUUUUGAAAUUUUAUUAUGAGCAAUUCUGCAAACAGAAAAACGACAAAAUCACACACUGAAAUUAAGCAGACCCAAAGACUAUACAACUCAAUGUCCUUCUAUACAGUUAGAGUUAUCACAGAGGACAGAAACUCUGGAACCUCACAAGGGAUUUUAUAUUUUCACAAUUGAAUCUAUUUUGAUUUUCUUAUCUACCACCAAAGCCCUAAAAACCUUUGACAGAAUUAGAACUAGAAAAGCACUUUGCUUUAUAUCCUUUUUCAUAAUGGGUAUUCAUUACCUGCAUUCAGUCCCUUAUAAUUUAAUCUUUCCUGUUCUCAUUUGUUCAUGUUAUUCUGUGCCCCCAUGUACAUUGUUUUUAUAUACAUAUAUUAUUGGGUAGAUUCUGCAUAUGAGUGAAAACGUGGUGUCUUCUUUCUAAAAUUUUAUGACCGUACUUAAUAUUACACAUUUUGUGUCUCUCCAUUUUCCUGCAAAUUUUUAUUUUAUUUUUUCUAUUGCUGAAUUGUCCUCAAUUUUAUACAAUUUUCAUUAUCCAUUCAUCUGUUGAUAGAUAAUUAGUUUGAUUCCAGUACUUUUCCUUUGGUGAUUAAAACAGCAUUAAUCAUGUGGUAUAAAUAUCUCUGUAGUGAAGUGUGUUGUUCUCUGAGUAUAUGGCCAGAAGUGAAAGUACUAGGUCAUACGUAAAUGGGAUUAUAUUGCUAGCAAAUCCAUAGAGCAUGCUUAAUGAUAAAAGGAAUUUAUUUGGGUUUCAUGAAAUUAAUUCAAUAGACUACUUAUCUUAGAUGUUAAUGUUCAAAUGAUAAUAUGUAGUGCUGUUACAAUCCUUGCCACUGUGAAAAUAAACAAAACUCUUUGUCUACAAAAUCAACCAUAUAUUCUGUCUUCUAUACCUCCAACUUCACAGUUUAAUUUAUGUCAUUGUACUUAGAAUUUAAACAUCCCAACUGAGCCUGUUAGAAUAGAGUCAUGUAAGGCCCCAUUUCACACAUGAUUUAUUUGCAUCAGUAUUUUAGCAUGAUCUAUAACAUUUAAAGCACAUUCCUCAUCAUGAAUUUUCCUUCUGAGACAUGUCUGCUGUGAUCUUGUGUAACAUAAAUACAGAAUCCACAACAGAUAGAUAACCAUGUCCAGACCUUAUAUGUAUUUCUUGUUUCAUGUAUACUGCUUGUAAGACUAUUGUCUCAUCUUGUUUUGACAGAGUUAGAACAUUCAUGAUAGAAUGUGACUAUAUUGGAAAUCAUCUUUUUGAGUAAUUAUCUUUGCUCAUCUACAUUUCAUUCCCUUAUAUCCAGGAAAGUAAUUGCAAGUAGCACAUGCUGAAACCACAAUUUUUGUUUCAGGGUCUGUUGACAUUCAGGGAUGUAGCUGUGCACUUCCCCCAGGAGGAGUGGGAAUCCCUAGACUGUGCUCAGAGGGCUUUGUACAUUGAUGUGAUGUUGGAGAAUUACAACAACCUGGUCUUUGUGGAGAACUAUUGCAAAUGUGAUCCUGACCAUCAACAUGUGAAGACGGAGAAGGAGUCUUGUCAGUGUAAUGAGCUUGUCAAGGUGCUUCAUGACCUCUCUACAUGUAUACUUUAUAAAACAUGUGAAACUACAGCAAACUCUAAUAACUACACAUGUAGUAACAACAGGGAUGCCUCUACUGACUCAUCAAACCUAGAUAGACAUGAAAACAUGCACACUGAAGAAGAACCUUGCAAAUCUGAAGACCAUGAGAAAUCUUUAAAUUUGUGUUCCAACGUUACUCAAGAUCAAAGAUUCUACACUGCAAAGAAGGAGCACAGGCAGGUAGAAUAUGAUGACUAUUUUGUCUCUGCAUACGGUCUUUUGCAACAAGCAAUUCGAGCGACACUACACCAAUGUGGGAAAUGCAGGAAAUGCUUCAGGACUGCCUCAAACCUCACUGAACAUGAGAGAAUUCAUACUGGAAUUAAACCCUACAAGUGCAAUGUUUUUGAAACAUCCUUUACCCAGCUUUCAAGUCUUAAUAUACAUCAAAGACUUCAUACUGGGGAGAAACCUUACAAAUGCAAAGAAUGUGGAAAGUCAUUUCCUCAGUUGUCAGCAUUUCAUAGCCAUCUGAAAUUGCAUAAUGGAGAGAAACCUUACAAAUAUAAGAAAUGUGACAAAUCCCUUGCUCAGUCUUCUACUCUCAAGAAACAUCAGAAAAUGCAAAUUGUUGGGAGACAUUAUAUUUGUCAAGAAUGUGGCAAAGUCUCUCAUAGUUCUUCACACUUCCAAGAUCAUUCCAGAGUCCAUACUGGAGAAAAGCCUUUCAAAUGCAAUGAGUGUGGCAGAUCCUUUCCCCACUAUUCAUCAUUGAGUAGGCAUAGGAAAACUCAUUAUCCAGAGCAAUUAGACAAAUGUAAAGAAUGUGGUAAGUCCUUUCUUGAAUUAUCACAUCUUAAAACUCAUUACAGAAUCCAUACUGGUGAAAAGCCUUUCAAAUGUAAGGAAUGUAACAAAUCCUUUACCCACCACUCAACCCUUAAAAAACACCAGAGUGUUCACACUGGGGAGAAGCCUUACAAAUGUACGGAAUGUGACAAGUCUUAUACUAGAUACUCAUCUCUUAGAGCACAUCAGAAAAUUCAUACUGUAGAGAAACCUCACAAAUGCAAAGACUGUGACAUUUCCUUUAUCAAUCUUACAAGUCUUACAAAACAUCAGGGAGUUCAUUCUGGAGAGAGACCUUACAGAUGUGAGGAAUGUGACAAAUCCUUUACCAGUGUCACAGUUCUUAAAAGACAUCAGAUAGUUCAUACUGGGGAGAAACCUUACAAUUGUAUGGAAUGUGACAAGUCCUUUACGCAGGAGUCAAAUCUUAGAAGACACCUGAGGGUUCAUACUGGAGAGAGACCUUACAAUUGUAAGGAAUGUGACAAAUCCUUUACUAGGUGCUCCUACCUCAGAGCACAUCAGAAAAUUCAUAACGGAGAGAAACCAUACAAAUGCGAAGACUGACACAUCCUUUAUCCGGAAGACAUUAGAAAAUUCAUACUGGAGAGAAACAUACCAUUGUAAAUAAUGUGACAUAUCAUUUUGCAGUAUUCUUUGCUUACAAAUCAACAGUAUAGAAAAUUGAAACAUAAAGAUCACAAACUUGUGAGAGUCCGUAAUGAAGAUUUAAAUUUUAAAAAAUAUCCUAGAAUUUAUAUUAAAAUGUUGCAAAUGUAACAGUGGGAAACUUUGUAUUUCUUUUAAUGUGUAUGCAUGCUUUGCCUGCAAGUGUGUCUGUGUACUACAUGUAUGAUUGGUGCACACAGGGGACAGAAGGGGCCAUCAGAUCCCCUGAAGCUGGAGUUAAAGACCAUUGUGAACUAUCAUUCAUGUGUUGGGAACUGAACCUAGGUCCUCUCAAAGAGCAACCAGUGUUCUUACUCACUAAGUAAAGUCUCCAACCCCUGGUUAAAAAAAAAAAAAUGUAAUAAACACAAUUUAUCUUGUUCACCAUCCAAAAAUUUAUAAUGCUAGAUAUAGUGGUGCACUCCUUUAUUUCCAGCACUCAGGAGCUGAGGCAGAAAGAUCUCUGUGAGUUGGAGGACAUCAUCUACAAGUAUGUUUACAACUUGAGUUUCAACAAGAGUAUGUUACAACAAGAGUUCCGGUACAGCUAGGACUACAUAAACUGUUUGUCAAAAAAAAAAAUUCUAAUAGAGUCAGAUAAAAAAAUAUGACAAAACCUUUAGUUUUCUCUCUAAUUGUGCUGUACAUCACAAAAUUCAUACUUCUGAGAAUCCAUGUAAAGGUAGAGAGUAUAUACUCUUUCUGUCCAUUGGAAAUUACACCUCCCCAAAUGCAUUAAAUUAGACAAACCCUUUAUAUAGUGCUGAAA
Peromyscus californicus insignis is the source of this 3914-nucleotide messenger RNA. RefSeq names its product zinc finger protein 54-like. The transcript has 2 exons. Gene Ontology annotation, cellular component: nucleus. Lineage: Eukaryota; Metazoa; Chordata; Mammalia; Rodentia; Cricetidae. The coding region runs from base 1391 to 3043 and encodes 550 amino acids. The record is from RefSeq and is a predicted model, not a curated record. Gene Ontology annotation, molecular function: RNA polymerase II cis-regulatory region sequence-specific DNA binding; DNA-binding transcription activator activity, RNA polymerase II-specific. Gene Ontology annotation, biological process: regulation of transcription by RNA polymerase II.